CAAUGAUUUGUCUCUUUGCCUCGGUUGCGCCUUUGCUCCAGCUUCUACUUUCAUCGUCUGAUUGCUCCCAACAUCUGAGAUCCAGUUCUUCGACCGCCUAUAUUCUCCCUACUCCUCUCUUCCUAUCUCAUAUUGUACACUGGGGACAUCUGUAUUUCAGCAAAGACCUCACGACACUGCUACAUUCCGAGUCACUCGUAGUGGCAACCCCGCUGUCCCCUUCUCCCUGAUUUUAUCUUGCUUGCCCUACAACUAGAUCCCCAUGGACUGGUCUUCUCCUCACCGGCGGUCGCGAAGAUUGGCGAUACGCAAUGCUUCAAGAGCAACCGUCGGGAAGACUCAACCAUACACUGCUGCUCAAGUCAACAGACCCGCGAACUCUCAAGGCACUCCUGCCAAUCGCCAACCCCGUCGACGGAGGCGCGACAAACGUGCUCAAUCGCCGAUCACUGCAAGACUCAUCAUCAAAACAGAGCCGAGCGAUCGACCUGAAGAUCGAGCUGUAAACAGAACGGACAAUUUGGUUUCCCAACAAGACAAUACUCAGCAAGCGCGUGACCGCCACUCUAAUAUGUCGUCAAUACGACCAACAGUACCCAUGCUGAACGGCAACGUAUCAAAAAACGUUCCAGUGCCCUCGUUGCACUCAAGCUCAGUAUCAACAGCUAGGUCGUCUGCUGUGCUGUCACACUCGCGUGUCCCUUCUAUGGCUUCUUGGACCAGACACAGUCCGAUCAUCAACUCCAGAAUUUCCGAACUAAGGAGACAAGCCCUGGCAAGAGCUCAAGCAUCGCCAACCACAAGUUUACGUCGGUCGUCCUUGCGACCUAUGACGAGGCCCUCUUUGCCUUCUGCAACGCCACGGCCAAUCUCAGCAAUACCACAGACAUCUCCAACUGCACCCCCGACAUUCCCGACAAUACAACGUCGGUUCGAACCUUCUUCUACACCCGUCAGUCUAGAAACGCCCCACGGUCGUGUGAGAAUCCAUUAUCCUAUGAUCAUGACCGACCAGAUCUUCCGAAACACGCGUAUGUGGAUGGACGUCUACCCUGACUGCGGAUACAACUUCCAAGUAGAAGCCUUUGUCGACCGAGCUGGUCAUGCUCCCGCAUUCAUAGAUUGCGGAACUUUCUUGACUCUCGAAGAGGCCAACCGUACUGUCCUCCAAACCUUCUCGGAAGACAUACGCGAACUCAUGGUGGACCGAUACACGAGUAUGGUUUUCCGAGAGACAGAUGAGGUGCCUAGCAGUUCCUACUGGACAGGGUUCUGCUUGGGAUUGCACCACCCGAUUUUGCGAAUAUGGGCAAAGCAGGUUGAUUCGUGGAGCUUUCGUGUCGAGACCAAGAUGGUAGCCAAUUCGGUAGCGCCAUGAUAUGUACAAUAGCACAACCUCGAGUAACAUGUAAAUUUGCAUUCCUUUCUUCUUCUAAUAAUAAUAUAGUA
Molecule: messenger RNA, 1449 nt
Organism: Truncatella angustata
Lineage: Eukaryota; Fungi; Ascomycota; Sordariomycetes; Amphisphaeriales; Sporocadaceae
Exons: 1
Coding region: 263-1378 (371 amino acids)
Source: RefSeq, a predicted model, not a curated record